AUGAGGACGAGGCCGAAACAGGGUGGUGAAGACCCUGGUGAGGCCGAUGAGGAGGAUGAUGAGGAGGAGGAUGCGCAGGAAGAGGAGGAUGAAGAGGAUGCGGAGGAGGAUGACGCGGAUGUUGGGGAGGAUGAAAAAGAUGAGAAUGAUGGCAGGGAGGACGAAGAGGAGGAGGAGGAGGAGGAGGAGGAGGAGGAGGAGGAGGAGGAGGAGGAGGAGGAGGAGGAGGACGAGGAGGGCGGCAACGAUGAUGAUGAGGAGGAGGAUGAGGAGGAGGAUGAGGAGGAGGAUGAGGAGGAGGAGGAGGAGGAGGAGGAGGAGGAGGAGGAGGAGGAGGAGGAGGAUGAGAAGGAGGAUGAGGAGGAGGAGGAGGAGGAGGAGGAGGAGGAGGAGGAGGAGGAGGAGGAGGAGGAAGAGCAAGGGGACGAUGAGGAGGAGGAUGAACAGGAGGAGGAGGAGGAGGAGGAGGAGGCAGAGGAGGAGGAGGAGGAGGAGGAGGAAGAGGGGGAGGAGGAGGAGGACGUGGCGGCAGUGAAGGGACGGGGCGGGCGUGGCAGAUGGCAGAGUGGUACAGGGAAGGUGGGGGGCCGGACUCGCCAUUCCCGAAAACGCGGGGCAGUUGACGCCGCGCGCGGCGCAGCAGCUGGCAAACCGAAGGCGCGUAAGGUGAAGGUCGAAAGUGAAGGGGGUGGUAAAAAGCAAGGGCGCCAGGGAGCAAAAGGGGAUGGAGGAGGUAAGGGUGGCGGCGCCAAAGGGGUUCCAUUGGGUACUGGCAAGAAAGAACAUGCCGGUAAACGUCGCAGCGGCCGUCAAAGCACCCCGCGGAAAGGUGGCAACGAGAAGGCGCUGGCCCCAAAAAAACCGAAGGGACAGCAGAAAGUAAGCGUGCAACGGAUGCAGCUAACGAAGGGGGCCGGAAGAGCGAGUGUGACGCCGCUAUCCACAGGAGCCCCAAGGUUCUUCACGCCGUACUCCGGCCCGAGCAAAGUCGCUGCGACGGCUCCCGGCGCGCCAAGAGGAGAGGAAUCCGAAUCACCUCCACCAGGCCCCGUCACGCACUCCCCACUUGCCUCACCCUCGUACCCAUUUCGGCCGCUACACGCUUCUCCUGUCCGGGGCAGGGCGGUCUCCCCCCUCGCUGGUCCUUUGCGCGGGCAUCAGCCAAGCACUUCUGCCAAUCCCUUCCCUGAGCUCCCCUUUUCCCGCCAGCGUGAUAGUGUGAGGGCACACGGGACUGCUGAAGAAGAUGCUGAAACCCUUGGCCAGAGGGGGGAUUCUUCACACCCUUUUCCACCGCUCAUGGGUGCCCUAGGUGAAAGUGCGGAGCACGAGCAGUUUGUUAUACGGGAGGAGUUCCAGGCGCUGCGGUCUGAGAUGUACGCCAUGUUUGCACAGCUCAGCCUACGUCGUGGGGUUUUGCAGCCGCGCCUAUGGCUGGUACCCCGCCGCCGAUGA
Messenger RNA from Closterium sp. Naga37s-1, 1455 nucleotides. The record is from the annotation of a GenBank genome assembly. NCBI's taxonomy places the organism in Eukaryota, Viridiplantae, Streptophyta, Zygnematophyceae, Desmidiales, Closteriaceae.